Molecule: messenger RNA, 2566 nt
Organism: Anoplopoma fimbria (sablefish)
Lineage: Eukaryota; Metazoa; Chordata; Actinopteri; Perciformes; Anoplopomatidae
Gene: ahcy
Product: adenosylhomocysteinase
Exons: 11
Coding region: 93-1394 (433 amino acids)
Biological process (GO): L-methionine cycle
Cellular component (GO): cytosol
Molecular function (GO): adenosylhomocysteinase activity
Source: RefSeq, a predicted model, not a curated record
GUCAUGUUUCGGUCCCUCCCUCUCUGCUUCUGUCCGUCGGCUAGACUGCCGCUUCACCCAGCCUGCCCGGAACAAAACACCAGAAAACAACAAUGUCUGAGAAACUUAACUACAAAGUCGCCGACAUCAGUCUGGCCGAAUGGGGGCGCAAGGCCAUCGACAUCGCGGAGAACGAGAUGCCCGGUCUGAUGAAGAUGAGGGAGCUGUACGGUCAGACCAAGCCGCUGAAGGGCGCCCGUAUCGCCGGCUGCCUCCACAUGACCCUGCAGACCGCCGUGCUCAUCGAGACCCUCACCGCCCUCGGCGCUGAGGUUCAGUGGUCCAGCUGCAACAUCUUCUCCACUCAGGAUCACGCUGCUAGCGCCAUCGCCAAGACUGGAGUUCCAGUGUACGCAUGGAAGGGCGAGACCGACGAGGAGUACGUGUGGUGCAUCGAGCAGACGCUGUACUUCAAGGACGGCCAGCCCCUCAACAUGAUCCUGGACGACGGAGGAGACCUCACCAACAUGGUCCACACGAAGUACCCCAAGCUGCUGGCAGGUAUCCGCGGCGUGUCGGAGGAGACAACCACAGGUGUCCACAACCUGUACAAGAUGUUGAAAAAGGGCGAGCUGAAAAUGCCCGCCAUCAACGUCAACGACUCCGUCACAAAGAGUAAGUUCGACAACCUGUACGGCUGCAGGGAGAGUCUGAUCGACGGCAUCAAGAGAGCAACCGACGUGAUGAUUGCCGGUAAAGUUGCCGUGGUUGCGGGCUACGGCGACGUGGGCAAAGGCUGCGUCCAGGCUCUGAGAGGGUUCGGAGCUCGCGUCAUCGUCACGGAGAUCGACCCCAUCAAUGCCCUGCAGGCAGCCAUGGAGGGUUAUGAGGUCACCACCAUGGACGAGGCGUCAAAGGAAGGCAACAUCUUCGUCACCACCACCGGCUGUGAGGACAUCAUCCUGGGACAUCACUUUGAGAACAUGAAGGACGACGCCAUCGUCUGUAACAUCGGACACUUUGACUGUGAGAUCGACAUGGGCUGGCUCACCAAAAACGCUGCAGAGAAGAUCAACAUCAAACCUCAGGUCGAUCGCUAUCGUAUGAAGAGCGGCCGUCACAUCAUCAUCCUGGCCGAGGGCCGACUGGUCAACCUGGGCUGUGCCAUGGGACACCCGUCCUUCGUCAUGAGCAACUCCUUCACCAACCAGGUUCUGGCUCAGAUCGAGUUGUGGGAGAACACCUCCAAAUACCCCAUUGGUGUCUACUUCUUGCCCAAGAAGCUGGAUGAGCAGGUGGCGGCCGCCCAUCUGGACAAGCUGGGCGUGAAGCUGACCAAGCUGUCGGACAAACAGUCCAAGUACCUGGGUCUGCCCGCCGAGGGGCCCUUCAAACCGGACCACUAUCGCUACUGAGCACCCUGUCCAACCGGGGGGGGGGAGGACGGAGGAGAAAGAGGAGGUGGUGUUUUAGAUGAAGCAGGGUUCUGUGUUUGGGAGCAGGUUGCACUUUGGGACUCUCAAAUGUCAACAUUUCAGGGAUGCUGAGGGACCGCUUUUUUUGUGUGUUUUUUUGCUUCCUUCCCCUUUUUCCAUAUCAAACGCUAGAGAAAUGUUUUCCACAAGACAUGGCUGAAGUGUGGAACCGAACACCUUGUUCUGCUUUACUGAGAUGAGCUCAAACCUAAUCUACCAAACGGCUGUAUUUGAGUUAAUCUGUCUGCAUCGAGCCAAAGCUUCAGUCAGUAGCUUUAUGUAGGAGUUUAUCAGGAGACUGCAGAAGUCUGUUUCUUCAGACACACGAGUCAAAACGACACCAAACUAGUAUUUCUACUGACAACGUAUUAGCUUGUCUCCUCACCAUCUUCUUUUACUCCUUAAACAUCGAUAUGUUCAGUCCUCCACCGCCUCCUCUUUCCUCCUCAGUAGUCUUCUGAAGCACCAACUGCUACUGUGGAGACAAUUCAUCUUUGGUUGUUUGUCAUUCCCUCUCCAUUAAUGGAAUAAAAAUAAAACCCUCACGCUUUUCUUUUUUUUUUCUACCUGAGCUCUUCUCUCUGGCUCACAAGAAGUUAUUUUUUUUUUUUCUUCUUCUGCAUCUUUUGAAUGAAUGGAGGCAAACGGUUCAGUGUGCGGCGGCCUUGUUCCAGUAUAGUUCCACCAACGCUGAGUUAGCACUUAAUGAAGGCUGUACCUGAACUCUGCUCGGUGUUUUCAGUGUGUUUGCUCAUUAUCAGGUUUACAUCGGUAAAGAGGAGCACCGCUGCCAAAGAGACACCAAAGCACCUCAUGUUUUUUGCCUCAUUUGAAAAAAAAAAAAAAGUCUUAUUCUUUCUGUUGCUAGAUUUUUGUUUUUUUCUUUUCUCUUCCUUUUUUUUUAUUGUGAUUUUUAUUUAAUUUGACUUAAAGGGCCAAACGCCUCCCCCUUUCUUUCUGUUUCUCACUGAAGCCGAUCAGGACGACGUUAAAGUGGCGGUCACAGUUCUCAACGGUUAAAAGCCUGAAACGCAGCGUUCAGCUGUUUUGUAAACGAUGGAUUCAAACUGUCAAGUGUGACAAUGAAAAAUAAAAAAAACACAUACAUGUGA